Molecule: messenger RNA, 1344 nt
Organism: Eurytemora carolleeae
Lineage: Eukaryota; Metazoa; Arthropoda; Copepoda; Calanoida; Temoridae
Exons: 7
Coding region: 179-601 (140 amino acids)
Source: RefSeq, a predicted model, not a curated record
UAGAUUAUUUACGAGAAAGAACGAAGUGGAUUUAGCGAGUGUUUACGACUUCUUGACAAACGACUCAACGGUCAUCGGAUUUUUGUUCGUUGUUAUAUUUGAGUUAAUAACAAAAUCAGUAGGAUGGUUUAUCAUCAGCGAAGUUUGGAAUCUAGGGAAGGGGUCUCCUCUCUCUCUAAUGGAUCUGAACGCAAAAGAAUUAAUAGUUUUCCUCACAGACCCCACCGCAGCAGCAACUAAUAUUGCUAUAUCUACAGGAUAUUAUAUUUUGAAUGUGGUAACAUUUCUGGUUAUGGCUUCAUUCGGCACUUUUGGAGAAGAUGAGGAAACGAUUCUGAAGAAGACGGAUGUAGAUCCUGUAAACACUUACGACGCCCUUGAUGGAAAACUGUCUUUCCAAGGAAUGGCGAUUACUACUCUUGUAAAUGUAGUUUUGGCGUUUGGAGCUGUCUUGUUUUGGGUUUUUAUGAGUUACUUCCCCUCAGCCGCUAAACGGAAGCAGGAUCUAGUUGCACAAUCAAGUCUAAAUUUUGAAUCAGACGAAUUGAAAAAUAGUGAACAGACCCUUUAUAACUCUAUAGAAUACUAUGAUAGCUUAUAGUCAGUAGUCACGGUUUUAUUUUAAAGAUAUUUGAUUAUUCUUGAUUUAAAAAUAUCAAAUUAUAACUUUAUCCGAAGUUUUUGUGUGGAGGGUCGUUAAUCUUGAACGUUUGAUCUCGAUAUCCAAUGGGGAGACUUAAAAAAUUAAGGAUCAAUGCUUAAUCCAUCAAUUAAAAUUAUACCUGCUGGAUAUGACCAUCACAGGAUAUUAAAAAACGGUUAUAUUAAUCCGCAUAAAACGGAAACAAUGCUUUUUUCAGUAAUGCACAACAGAAAAAGUUCGGACGCAGUUUAUAAAUGUUUUUAUUCACAUUUUUGAAAAAAUUGCCUAAAAAAUAGUUUUUGGGGUUAGUAUUUAUUAUGUAUAAAUGUCUAUUUCUGUAAAUUGAAGGCAUUUUGAAUAAAAUUUUAUGAUUCUCACUGUAACAUAAACACGUUUACUUGAUGUCAUGAACUUUUGGUAAUUUAAAAAUAGUUUAAAGAGCUUAAGCUGUUAAUCAUAGAAUUUUUAUAAUGUUAAAACGGGUUGUUUGUAUUUAAUGAUUUUUGUUUGAGCAAUUAAUAGCAUAUUCAUAGAUAUUAUAAUGUUUUAAUAUUGUUAUAACAAUGUAAAGAGUUUGAAUGUUAUCUUCAGAAAAUAUUAAGUUAUUAUUUGGAAUAUAAUUUUUUGGCAUAGGGAUGGACAUCAUUUUAAAACGUUCGAAAAAUAUCGUUUUUAAAACGUUUUUAAAAACAAUUGGAAAA